Messenger RNA from Durusdinium trenchii, 901 nucleotides. Lineage: Eukaryota; Dinophyceae; Suessiales; Symbiodiniaceae. The record is from the annotation of a GenBank genome assembly.
GCCCACUGGUUGGGUGGAUCAAUCAGUCUUCUUCAGUGGCUUGGCUCUAGCGCAGGCGAGGAGGUUUUUGACUGAUCUGCUGAUCGUUGCUGGUGAUCUGCUGGCUGCUGGGUGUCUUGGACCGUGGAAUGGAAAACGUUAAGAUGACAUGAAUCUCGGAAGAAGCGCAGAAACUCCUGCGACGGUUCUUCGACCAGAACUUCCAUUCAAGAAUGCCCAUGGCUUGCACCAUCUUGCGCCAAUGCAUGUUGUUUCAGAUAUAUUUUUUGCAUCUCAGUAAUUAUAUAUGCUGACUUCUCACCUCCAGCUGGCCAUGCGCUAACAGCGCAGGCGAUGCCUGGUCCUCUCUUUAACUUUGCUGCCUUCCUUGGAGCCGCGGCGGGCUACAAGGCCUAUGCGACCAUCGGCGAGGGGAUCCUGGGCGCCGCGCUCUGUUGGUUGGGACUGUUUGGGCCGGGCGUGAUGCUGAUCUUUGGCAUUUUGCCCUGGUGGGGCCAGUUCCGCGCCAACGCCACCUACAAGCGAGCGCUGCCCGGCCUCAACGCCGCUGCGGUGGGUCUCCUGUGUGCGGCCCUGGUGCAGAUGGGCGCGGCGGUGCGGGAGAAGAAUACGAAGCCCUUGGGACCGAUCCCCCGAGAAGCAUCCACCUGCAUUGGCUUGAUGGCAUUCUGGGGAGUGCACUGGCUGAAGUUCAAGGAGAUGCCAAUCUUAACGCAGGUGCAAGCACCUCUGGUGGUGGUGGCCAGUGGCAUUUUUGGUCUUUUGGCCGGCGUGUUGGAGAUGCGCUGAGGAUCGCACUGAGUGGCUCCGGUGGCGGUUUCUGCGUGGCGGUUCGUGGGUUCUCUUGCGAUGGCCCCAGAGGUGCAAGGGGCCCACGACGCUUCCCCGGCUUGAUUGUAGA